UGCAAUAGCUUAAAAAGAAAAGGAAUAAUAAGAAAAUGUACAAUGAAGCAUUGAUUCCUAUCGAGGAUCAUUCCCAAUGCGAAUUUACCAUUUAUCAGUAAUUUUGGUAUGGGUUUACCAAAUCGAAGUGCACCUGAUUUAAUCAACACAGGUCUAUUGGAAGCGUUUCACCUGCUAAUUGCGGAAUAUUAAGCAGUCUUGUUUCUGCAAACAGAAAAAAGAUUUGCUCUCAGUGGAGAAAUAAGGGUGAUCCUGUGGUUAGUAUUUGCUGUGGAGUACAAUAACAAUCUCCUGUUGGAUCUAGGAUGUCAGUACUGAAUCAGAGUGGAGAAGAACAGGUGGAAUGUCCUCUGUGUAUGGAACCCUUGGAGGUGGACGACCUUCAUUUCUAUCCGUGCACAUGUGGUUAUCAGAUAUGCCGGUUCUGUUGGAACCGAAUCCGGGAAGGAGAGAACGGCCUGUGUCCGGCAUGUCGGAAGGCCUACCCGGAGAACCCCGCAGACUUCACUCCACUCAGUCAGGAACAGGUGGCCGCCAUAAAGACGGAGAAGAAGGCUCGCGAGCAGAAGCGACGCAACAAGACGCUGGAGUCGCGGCGAGCGCUCGCGAACGUUCGUGUCGUGCAGAACAACCUGGUGUUCGUGGUGGGACUACCGGUCAGACUGGCAGACCCCGAGAUCCUAAAACGGCAAGAAUACUUCGGCAAAUAUGGAAAGAUUCACAAAGUAGUUAUAAACCAAAGUCCAGCAUAUGCAGGCUCACAGCAGUGCGUCCGACAGAGUCCGUCGGCGUCCGCCUACGUCACGUACGUGUCGUCGGCGGACGCUCUGCGCGCGAUCCAGGCCGUCAACAACGUGACGUUGGACGGCCGCGUGCUCAAGGGCUCGCUGGGCACCACCAAGUACUGCGCCAACUUCAUGAAGAACCAGCCCUGUCCCAAGGCCGACUGCAUGUAUCUACACGAGCUGGGUGAUCCAAAAGCAUCGUUUACUAAGGAGGAAAUGCACGCGGGCCUGCACCAGGUGUAUGAGAGACGGCUGCACCAACAGUUGAUCAACUCUACCAAAGAUCGCAUCGGCACAGAUGACAAACUCGGGAGUUCGUCUAGUUCAAAUACAGAGAAGAGUAGUUCUAAAGAUGGUAGUCAGUCUAAUUUCAUCCCGACAACAAUAGUUACGGCGUCACAAAUAAAUUCAGUCAGCACAUCCAAAUCAAAACGGGAUUCAGUGAAUGGCAUCACGAACGGGAGCAGCAAUAGCAAUGGUAAUGGCAAAGAAGCUUGGCCUAGUCUUGGCUCUUCACCACCCAAUGACAGUCCAGCAAGGAAACACAACACAGCCAGCCCCAAACCACACAACUCUUCAGUUAAGUCACAAGAAAACGGAACUUCAGAACCCUCGAGCCCCACUAAUGUACACAGUCAGCCGCAGCCGCAAUGUAAAGAUCAUCACACAGACAAAGCCAGCAGAAAGGACACAAAUGAUCAGAAAAAGAACAAAUCGGAUAAAGCCAAACAAAAGAUCUCCACUGAUGAAGAAGAUAUCGAGACAUUUGAAAUGGACACGCAGUACCUUACGAAUGAAUUAGACGAAUUAGAGUCAGAUAGACAUAGCUUGUUGGAGAACCACGAUUUGUUAAAUAAUAGUGAUCACAGUUUGUUAGAUGACGAUAACUCACAUGAUUUACUGAACGAUGUUAAUAAUGAAGUGCUGAUGAUGCAGAGGCAUAGAGAAAUGUUGGCUGGUCUGGUUGAAAACAAUAUAACACCACAUAAUAUGAAGAGCUCACUAACAAACGGAUAUGGACUGUUAGACCGGGAAACUAUGAGUUAUUUAGGUAAUGAUAGACAAAGUAAUCAGAUGAACCAGACUAUGAUGGAUCAGAAGGACAUAAUACAGUCCCAGAUGUUACAGAGGCAGAACGAACUAUUAGCCCGGCAACAGAGUGUUAUGGAGCCAAAACAUUAUCUACAGUCCAGUGUAGCUUUAGAAUCCGCUAGUGAAUUAUUAGGUGCUAAUUAUCACCCCAAUGUCAAUAUACUCCCACCAUUCGGCAUGCGGGUAGACAAUCUAAUGACUUCAAAUUCUAUGGGGAAUACAAUUUCGGGCAACUCGUUGGCUAACUCACUAUCAACAAACUCUUUAUCUUCAAAUCCACUAUCUCCAAGCCCAUUAUCCGCAAAUCCUCUAUCUCCAAAUCCGUUACCUUCAAAUACUUUAUCUCUUAACUCCUUAGGUGCAAAUUCUCUGUCAAAUAAUAUGGUAAAUCCGUUAGGGCCAAACGCGAUGGUAGCUAAUUCUAUACAAGUUAAUAAUAUGUCAGUAAAUACAUUGGGCGGCAAUUUAGGAGCAAACAAUUUGAACAGCUACAUACUACACAAUCAUCAGUUACACAUGCAGAAUCAACAGAUGCAGAAUCAACAAAUGCAAACCCAACAGAUCCAAAAUCAACAAAUGCAAAACCAACAGAUGCAAAAUCACCAGAUGCAAAGCCAACAAAUGCAAAACCAACAGAUGCAAAGUCAACAGAUUCAGAAUCACCAGAUGCAAAGUCAACAGAUGCAGAAUCACCAGAUGCAAAGUCACCAGAUGCAAAAUCAUCGGAUGCAAAAUCAUCAGUUGCAAAAUCACCAGAUGCAAAACCAACAGAUGCAUAGUCAACAGAUACAAAAUCAACAGAUGCAAAGUCAACAUAUAAAGAAUCAUCAAUUGCAAAAUCAACAAAUGCAUGGCGCACUCAUGAAUGGAUUCGAUUCACCGCAUUCAAUUAGUGAAGGUCGGUACCAAGCGGAUAACAUGGAGAAGUUCUUCACGGACUUCCACAAGGCGCAGCAAAUGCGGAUGGUGUCCCGGAGUCUGGCCAGCAAUGUGUCUGAGCGCGGGCGGUACCCUCACAACAUGCUGAGCGCGGAACGACUAGAGAUGGAGCACAAACAGAGAAUGAACAGUAUGCGUGUCUCGGAGAUGCCGAGCGGUCGCGCCGCGGGCGAUGCCGACGACGACCUGGACUUUGACCCGUUCAAAGAGACCCAGAAGGCGCUCGCCGAGAUGAUGGAGACAGAGAUGAUGCUGAACAAUAUCUCCAGCGGUGACAACGUCCGUCCCCGACCGCCUCCUCCAGGGUUCAGCCACGCCACUCUGUAUCAGCGGCAACAGCCACAGCAACAAGACUGGACGCAAAUGGACCCCGCAAUAAUGUCGACAUCUGUCAACUUCGGCAAGAAUCCAGCAGCCAUCAACCACCAAGAGAUAUUCACAAGAUUCAACCAGCUGCACAUCCAGCCCAACGGCGUGAAGCUGCAGCUGCCGCCCGCGCCGCAGUGGGCUGCGCCCCACAAGGUGACCUGGGGGGCGGCGCCCUACAACUCCAUCCCCAUGCCGCCGGGCUUCUCUCCACAGAAGCCCCCCCAACACCCCGCCGAAUGUAUCGACGCCAAGUAAAGUGCAAUCAAAGCUCCCACAACAGGUCGACGGAACAAUUUUCUUAGCUACCUUCCGUUGUCUAAGUGAUCUAUAAAUCUAUAAGAGAGCAUAUUUUAUUCGAGAGAAAUAUGAUAACAAAGGAAUUUGUCAAAUAAAUUAAUCUAUUUGUUUUAUUUAAAAAUAUAUUUUCACCGUACUACCGCUUGGGUUUCUAGAUCAUCUAAUCGCCUCUUAUUAUAUUUCUUUGUCACAUCUGAGCAAUUAAAUUAUAUUAUGUAUAUUCGUAACGUAUUUAUACAUUCGCUAGAAUCGUAAAGGCGUUCCUUCUUUCUCCAUUGAGACGUCAAUGAAUUGGUUAACUGUGUACCUUAUUGAGAAAUAAUUCGUGAAAAGAUUAAUUAUUAAAAUUAAAUAAUUAUC
Leptidea sinapis is the source of this 3842-nucleotide messenger RNA. RefSeq names its product serine/threonine-protein kinase pakD (gene Cnot4). Gene Ontology annotation, cellular component: CCR4-NOT complex. Lineage: Eukaryota; Metazoa; Arthropoda; Insecta; Lepidoptera; Pieridae. The record is from RefSeq and is a predicted model, not a curated record. Gene Ontology annotation, molecular function: RNA binding; ubiquitin-protein transferase activity; metal ion binding. The coding region runs from base 306 to 3440 and encodes 1044 amino acids. The transcript has 20 exons. Gene Ontology annotation, biological process: protein ubiquitination.